AUGUCGAACAACGUCGUUGGUAAUGUCUACCAACAGGUCAUUGAGGAAGUCAUUAGUGCCUCGCGCGUCGAUUUCGAGGAAGGCGGUGUUGAGGAUGGCGUUCUCGAGGAGCUGAAGCGCGGCUGGCAGCAGAAGCUCUCGCAGCUCGAGGUUGCCAGCUUCCCUUGGGAUCCCAAGCCGGACCCUCCCCAGCCCGCUGCCUCCGCGCAGCCUCCUACGGCAGCCGCGCAGGCUUCAUCACAACAGCAGCAGCAAGGGCCGGCAAUGCAGCAGCAGCAACAGCCGCAACACAUGUACCAGCAACAACAGCAGCAGCACGCUCAGGCGCAGUACGCGCAGGCCACCAUGAACCCCGCGCCCAACGCUGUCGGCAUCUCUCUGCCCACGGGCGGACCCGUCAACCACGACCCGAACGUCAAGAAUGAGCCGUAUAUCAAGCAGGAACCCGGAAGUCAGACAGGGGCCCCGAACAUGCACGCCGCUGGCGGUCUCGCCCAGGCGCGAGCCAUGCAGCACAUCAGCAACCGCUAUGGAAACGAUGCCUCGAGCGCCAUCAACGCCGGCGCACAGCAAGCUCCGGCACCCGCACUGCCUCAGAUGCAACAGAACCAGGCCAGGCCCGGCCAGCCACAGCAGCAGCAGCAACAACAACAACAACAACAACAACAACCACAAUAUGCCCUUCCUGGUCAGCAGCAACAGGGCUUCAAGAAUUCGCAAACAGACGGCGCCGGUGACGAGGACGAAGACGAGGCGGACGAUUACGACGAGGUCCAGGGCAUUUUGAUGCAGCGUGACAAGGCGGGUACUCUCCAUGAGCUUGGCCGAGUGGAGAUCGACGGGCUCCUGCACCAGCAAUUCCUUUCCAAGGCCAAGGCCAUGGAGGGCGGCGGCCUCAUGCUGCCUCUCAAGGAAACGUCCAAGUCCUCCUCGGCCGUCACUGCGUCGAGAAAGGGCAAGGAGCGUGCGGGCGGCGUUGCGCAGUAUGACGGCGAAGACGACGAAGACGGCCCUGAGAUUGCCGACGAGGACGCCAUCAACUCCGAUCUUGACGACUCGGAUGAUGAAAAGGACGAUGACGAGGUCGACGACGAGGGUCUGGGCCACAUCAUGCUCUGCAUGUAUGACAAGGUCCAGCGCGUCAAGAACAAGUGGAAGUGCGUGCUCAAGGACGGCGUUCUUACGGUGAACGGCAAGGAGUACGUAUUCCACAAGGCCACGGGAGAGUACGAGUGGUAG
This is a messenger RNA of Verticillium dahliae VdLs.17, 1239 nucleotides long. RefSeq lists its product as uncharacterized. The record is from RefSeq and is a predicted model, not a curated record. Gene Ontology annotation, biological process: transcription initiation at RNA polymerase II promoter; transcription by RNA polymerase II. NCBI's taxonomy places the organism in Eukaryota, Fungi, Ascomycota, Sordariomycetes, Glomerellales, Plectosphaerellaceae. The transcript has a single exon. Gene Ontology annotation, cellular component: transcription factor TFIIA complex. Bases 1 to 1239 code for a protein of 412 amino acids.